AUGUCUUGUCGCUGACUGUACUAACUAAUAACUUACUAUACUUCCAUGACAUCUCCUCCUCCUCAACUCUUCCUCCCACGAAUAGAAAGCACCACUCUCACCAGACCUCCAGGCCUCCCUCGCUCUGCCCACCUCUUGCCUCUCCUUUAAGCCUUCUUCUGCGCCGACCUUUUGUUACUUUUACAUCCUAUUUCUUCGCUUUUGCAUCCACCUCAUUCUCCCUCCUCUACUCUACUCCUUAAUCAAACGGCUACCCGCGACAUCCGAAUCCAGGAGCUCCACCACCACAGUCAGCGCAUCUUCCUCUCUCGUCAGCCUCUUCUUCACUUCCACAUAGAGGAGAUAAUAAUACCCCGACACUGCUCUCUGGACAACUACAUUUCACCACCUCACGAUCGUGUCGUCACAAAGAAACACUCCCACCUAAUUGAACCCUGCCAAUCCCCCAACUCCGCAGCCAUCCGCCAUGGCGACCGCGAACAUUUCUUACGAACUUCCUUCCUUACCGGAAUAUUCUCUCCAGCCGCUUCCUCCUUUACUUCCAUGGAUAUCCGAUGCAUAUCUUGCUCUCGCCAUGCCAAUCAUAGGCUAUUGGGUCGUCUCCAUGUUCUUCCAUCUAAUCGACGUUUACGAUCUCUUCCCACAGUACCGCCUACACACACCGGCCGAGGUUCUGAAGCGCAACCAUGUCACCAGAUGGGAGGUCUUCCGCGACGUCAUUAUACAACAGAUUAUCCAGACCAUAUUCGGAAUUGCAAUGGAUAUGCUGGAUGAGGACGCAAUGACUGGCAAGGACGAUUUCAACGUAGCCUGGUACGCCCAAAAGAUCAGGAUUGCACAAAGGGCCAUUCCUUUCAUUCUGGCGACCGUGGGCCUUAACCCGACUGCAUUAGCAAGCAAGUUGUCUGCUUCACAACCGAUGCUCGCUGGUGCAAUUGCUGGAGGACAAUACGGCGGUGUCGUCCCGGCAUUCCAGUCCUGGGAACUCCUGGUCGCAAAGGCUCUUUACUGGUACGGCGUUCCCGCAUGCCAAUUCCUAGCUGGAGUGCUCUGCGUCGACACGUGGGAGUACUUCUUGCACCGCAUCAUGCACACGAAUAAGUGGCUUUAUACCACCUUCCACUCUCGCCACCAUAGGCUCUAUGUCCCUUACGCGUAUGGCGCAUUGUACAAUCACCCGUUCGAAGGAUUUCUCCUUGACACCCUUGGUACUGGUCUUGCGUAUCUCGUUACCGGUAUGACGGUUAGGCAGUCAAUCUGGUUCUUCACCGGCUCUGCUAUCAAGACUGUCGAUGACCAUUGUGGAUAUGCCCUACCCUUUGAUCCCCUACAGCAUAUCACCUCCAAUAAUGCCGCUUAUCACGACAUUCAUCAUCAAAGCUGGGGCAUCAAGACCAACUUCUCGCAGCCAUUCUUCACUUUCUGGGACAAGUGGUGCAACACGAUGUGGAAGGGCGACUCUAGCUCACGUUACGAGAGGGCUCGCCGUACCGCUCAGCUGAAACUCGACCAGGAAAAAGAGACUACCGCGACCGAUGCAUCCCCGGAGACCAUUGCGGCUGCAGCCUCAGAAGUUGACGAUGCCAUUCGUGCUCAGCAGAUCUCUGCGCCCCGUAUCACCAGAAAGAAAGCAUCAAGCAUUUCACAAUCCCCAUCAGACAAUUUGAAAGGCCUACGCAAUAAGGUCAACGAAAGCCUGCAUGGACGCGGCGCAAAUGUGUUGGGCCUCGAAAGCCGACAUUGAUUACCGCAUAUCCAAGAGUGGCAACCAGCUUCGCAAGCGCAUUAACAAGAGUAGUGUAUGUAAUGUUUAGUAUCCUAGAUGUAUAAAACUUGCUUGGGGCUACUUCUCUUUUCUUUGUAUCAUUCUAUUUCCGGACUUCUCUUUCGGUCUACCAACUAUGCAGGCAGAGCUUGCUAGAUUUCACA
Messenger RNA from Aaosphaeria arxii CBS 175.79, 1929 nucleotides. RefSeq lists its product as uncharacterized. Gene Ontology annotation, molecular function: oxidoreductase activity; iron ion binding. The transcript has 2 exons. The record is from RefSeq and is a predicted model, not a curated record. Gene Ontology annotation, biological process: lipid biosynthetic process. The coding region runs from base 467 to 1744 and encodes 425 amino acids. NCBI's taxonomy places the organism in Eukaryota, Fungi, Ascomycota, Dothideomycetes, Pleosporales.